Messenger RNA from Brassica oleracea var. oleracea, 1114 nucleotides. RefSeq names its product GATA transcription factor 3-like. Gene Ontology annotation, biological process: positive regulation of DNA-templated transcription. Gene Ontology annotation, molecular function: sequence-specific DNA binding; zinc ion binding. The record is from RefSeq and is a predicted model, not a curated record. The coding region runs from base 170 to 970 and encodes 266 amino acids. NCBI's taxonomy places the organism in Eukaryota, Viridiplantae, Streptophyta, Magnoliopsida, Brassicales, Brassicaceae. The transcript is spliced from 3 exons. Gene Ontology annotation, cellular component: nucleus.
AGAAGUCCAAACACAAAAACAUAAAGUCUUUAUUUUACCUUUUAACCCCUUCAAAAAUCAUCGUUUAAUUUCAGUGCCCUCUUACUUUGUCCAUAUCUCUCUACUCCUCUGUUUCUUGGCCUUCUCUAGUCAGCUCUUCUCCUAUCUUCGUCUUUAUCAGAAAGAGUGAAUGGAGCUGUGGACAGAAGCUAGAGCCCUAAAGGCAAGUCUGAGAGGUGAAGCUAUAAAGCAUCAGGUGACUGUGUCAUCUGAGGAAUUAAGCCGAACUUCUUCUGCUGAAGAUUUCUCCGUUGAAUGUUUUCUAGAUUUCUCAGAAGAAGGUCAAGAAGAAAAACUUGUCUCAGUUACUUCUUCACAAGAAGAACAAGAACAAGAUUGUUGUAUCUAUAGUUCACAACCUUGCAUCUUUGAUCAACUUCCUUCUUUGCCGGAUGAAUAUGUGGAAGAGCUUGAAUGGGUAUCUCGUGUUGUGGAUGAUUGUUCAUCACCAGAAGUCUCACUUCUCCUCACACAAACCCACAAAAUCAAACCAAACUUCUCAUCUUCAAUUCCAGUUAAACCAAGAACCAAACGGUCUCGGAACAGCUUAACCGGUGACCGGGUUUGGCCACUCGUUUCAAAAAAUCAACAUGCAAAUGGAGAGCAUGGGAGGAAGGAGAAAAAAGAAAUAGCCGUUGGGUUUCAAAGAAGAUGCAGCCAUUGUGGCACAAACAACACACCUCAGUGGAGAACCGGUCCGGUCGGUCCAAAAACGUUAUGUAAUGCAUGUGGAGUCAGGUUUAAGUCCGGUCGACUCUGUCCGGAAUACAGACCAGCGGAUAGUCCGACGUUCUCUAGUGAGAUCCACUCAAAUCUUCAUAGAAAGGUUCUGGAGUUGAGAAAGAGUAAAGUGUUGGUUGAAGAGACAGGUGAAGCUACUCCUAAAUCAGACCAAGUCAAAUUUGCCAGUAACGCGGUAGAUAGGACUUAGGUAAAACUAAACCUCUAGCUAAACCUACUUUUAACAUUAUCUUUAGUGUUUUAAUCUAGCAACUUGCUCCAUAACAAUGGAAGCUGUUUUGGAAUUAGUCUAUAAAAAAUGUUUCUUCUAUGAACAAGAUUAUGUAUUUUUUUA